Molecule: messenger RNA, 738 nt
Organism: Mytilus trossulus (common blue mussel)
Lineage: Eukaryota; Metazoa; Mollusca; Bivalvia; Mytilida; Mytilidae
Product: perlucin-like protein
Exons: 5
Coding region: 137-652 (171 amino acids)
Molecular function (GO): signaling receptor activity
Source: RefSeq, a predicted model, not a curated record
AAAUGACGUAAAAAUCACAUGCUAAACAAAUCAGGAAGACGUUUUAAUCAAUGUGGCGUAUUUUAAGACUUGAAGAAGUUCUUUGAUUCAGAAAACUUUCUGAUUGCUGCCAUCUAAAAAAAAGGACAAGCAGACGAUGAUGAUUCGGCUAUUGGUGUUUAUUGUCCUGGUAACAGUCACAUAUCACAAGGCUGAAGCAAGAUCUAGUUCCCCACAUCGUCCACCCCACGAUCAUGGCUGUGGAGUAGAUAAUGAGUGGAAACGUUUUCGUCAAAGCUGUUACUACAUUUCUGCUGAGGUGAUGAAUAUCGACGAUGCCAUGGUGGAGUGCCAGGAACAAGGAGGAGCUUUAGUAUCAAUUGAAUCACCGAUCGAAAACUACUGGAUUGCUGAAAAACUUAACGCACUUCCAAAAGUGGAUAACCGCUUCUUCUGGACUAGUGGAUUUACUGCCGCUGAUAAAGUAAAAGAUAACACUUAUUACUGGAUAUGGGGAGAUUAUACAGAAGUGGGUUACACAAACUGGGCACCAGGAGAACCGAACGACAAAGGAUACGUUUGUUUAGCCGUCAACAGAUGGAAUGGAAAGUGGAGCGACGAAAAGUGUCAUGAAAAAUUCAAUGUCGUCUGCGAGAAGAAGGUGGAUCAAUAAACAGUCAAACUCACAAAUAAUUAUAAACUAUUAUAAUAUGUGAUUUGUUUAUACUAUUAUAAUCUUAAUAAUCAGUAUAAAACAGA